Dermacentor albipictus is the source of this 1680-nucleotide messenger RNA. Its product is annotated as MKI67 FHA domain-interacting nucleolar phosphoprotein-like. Gene Ontology annotation, cellular component: nucleolus. Gene Ontology annotation, molecular function: RNA binding. NCBI's taxonomy places the organism in Eukaryota, Metazoa, Arthropoda, Arachnida, Ixodida, Ixodidae. The record is from RefSeq and is a predicted model, not a curated record. Gene Ontology annotation, biological process: maturation of LSU-rRNA from tricistronic rRNA transcript (SSU-rRNA, 5.8S rRNA, LSU-rRNA).
GCAGAUUAUUGGUCUGGCAACGCUAGCACAAUUAUUUCUUUUUGUCGUUGUUUGGCAGCGUAGUGUGCGCGUCGCUUCGAAAAAAUGGCUAAGAAAAAGGUGAUUUCGAAGAAAAAUGAGCAUGGAAAGCCCGGACAGGAACCGCAGAAGGAGCAGAGACGUGGCGUCAUCUACAUCAAACACAUCCCGCACGGGUUUUACGAAGAAGAAAUGAAGAAGUAUUUCUCACAGUUCGGUACGGUAACUAACCUGAGGCUAUCACGAAGUGGGAAGACUGGUGGCAGCCGUGGCUAUGCAUUUGUUGAGUUUCUGUCUGAAGAUGUUGCCAAGAUUGUUGCUGACACCAUGGAUGGUUAUCUCUUCUUCAACAAGAUAAUGAAAUGCAGCGUGGUACCUAGGGAGCAUGUGCACGAGGGCCUGUUCCGGCACUUUCGCUACCCGUUCCCACUGCGCAAGGAGGUGGUGCGCACCGUCCACAACCGCCGUCGCACGGCUGAAUCCGAGAAGCGCAGUGCCCAUCGCCGCUUGGCUACUUUGGAGCGGACUAGGGCUCAGCUGCGCAAGAUGGGAGUCCGCUGUGACUUUGUCCCUGAGGUUCCCACUGAGCUCUUAGAGCCACUGGACUCCAAGGACACAAGCAAAGCUAGUGUGACCACUGACUCAGGUUUGCCAUCCUUUGUGGUCGACUCGAGCGAUGACAGCAUCACCUUCAAGACUCCACCUGGCACACGCAAGAAACGCAAGGUAAAGCACAGCAAACCAGCCACUACCCUUGUGGAUGUGACGCCUGGCAGGCAGGCUACGUCACCCAAGAAGUCUGCCAAGCUGCUCACCUCGCCAGGAUCCACGACGCGGCGUCGGGGUCCCAUUGUUUCCACCCCUCAGGCUGUCUCUCCCAAGGUUGGGUUGACAAAGGCUCCCGUACUGAAGACGACACCAGUCUCAAAAAGAAAACGCAAAGCCACGACUGCCAAGACAUAAAUACUUUCCUUUCUAGGAAGCAGCUGUCUAAACUUAAAAGGAUUAGUAAAAAAGGAAGAAAAAAGUGAAAGAUUCUAACUUCUAAUCCUAGUUGUGGUUGAUUCAUUAUAGUAUCAUAAAGAGAUAAUUCUUGGACCCAUCACCAUGUGCCAAGAAAAUGGGACAUCUUUUUAAGUCUUUUACAAUCUAUUCUUGCCUAAAUAAGGCCACUUAGUUCUUGGUUAUUAAUUUUUUGAACAUGGCCCGUAUACAAGUAAAAGGCAGUAUGUUUGUCUGUUUUGAAAAGCAGAUGUGCUUGCCUCCGUAUGCAACAACCUUGAAAAGCACUUACUUUAGCUGCAUUUCCUACCUCAUUCGUUGUCACUGGCAAAUAGCUGCAAAGCUAAAGCAUCGAGAGUCUGGUUCAUAGCAACCAGACUGUUUAUAGGUGAAGCUGACCUCGGAUAUAGGCUUGUCACACUGCAUGUAAGGCACUAGCUAACACUUCCAGGCCUAAUUAUGUACACAUACACAAAUACCCAGAAAAGUUAAAUGGAUGACGGUUGCUGGGGUAGCAUAAUGGUAAAGCGCUAGACGUAUAAUGCUGUAGAUGUGGGUUGAGCUUUCACCUGCAGCAAGUUGUCGUUUCAUCUGCUUACAUUACCCUUUUCCUUACUAUUUCUGCAUUUCCAUUAAAACAAAAACAGUUCAUUUCUCGUA